AUGAGUUGAAGUUGAUCGGUACCGGAAUUGCGCCAAGUCACGUCCGGUUGGAAGAAUAACUUAGUUGACUUUCCUGUAGCUUGCUGGACAUGAUCUAUAGUCAAAAACCACCUACCUCUAGCUUGUUACGGCGGUGACCAUCAGAUCUUCACUCCGAGAAGUUCUUGGAUGACAUGGUUCGACGAAGUCAAUGAGGUAUUAAAUAUACGUACCUUAAGGGAUCCCGAGACUGUGUGGUUCCUAAGAUUUUCGCCGCGCUAAGUUCAACAAACUCAUUACCAUUCGAAAAACAGCAACCGCAAGUCACUUCCCGAACGCGUCCCUUCUUUUCAACCGUCUAUGCUAACUAGCCGAGAUCUGUUGACACCGAUAUGCAAUACCUCGCGUGACAUCUCACUCUAGAACACCAAAACAAGCCCAGUUGCACUUCAACCGGCGUUCGCGACGAACCGUUCCAGGAUGAACCUCACCCUGCUCGACCAAAACUUCACCGCCAACGCGUCCUUCGACUGCGACGCGUCCUCGAUCGUCCCCGAGGGGAUCGCCUCGCUGCGCUUCCAGGUCCUGAUCUGCCUGGCGUACACCACCAUCUUCCUGGUGUCGAUCGUCGGCAAUACGGCGGUCUUCCUGGUGGUGCACCUGCAGCCGCGCAUGAACACCGUCACGAACCUGCUGAUCGCAAACCUCGCCACCGGCGACAUCCUCAUGACCAUCUUCUGCAUUCCGUUCUCGUUCAUCUCGAUCUUCGUGCUGCAGUACUGGCCGUUCGGCGCGCUGAUCUGCCGCAUCGUCAACUACUCGCAGGCGAUUUCGGUGCUGAUCUCCGCGUACACGAUGAUCGCGAUCAGCGCCGAUCGGUACCUGGCGAUCAUGUGGCCGCUGAAGCCGCGGCUCACCAAGCGGACCACCAAGAUCUUGAUCGCGCUCGUUUGGAGCGGUGCCCUGCUGACCGCAGCCCCGAUCCCGCUGUUCUCAUCCCUAGUUCAACCGAUCGAGUACUACGACCAGUGUGACCUGUCGAUCUGCACCGAGGUGUGGCCCGAUCCGGACUCCGACCACAGCUACUCCGUCACCCUGAUGACGCUCCAGUUCGUCCUGCCCCUCGUGGUCCUCAUCUUCACCUACGUCCGAAUUGCGCUCAAGGUUUGGGCGAAGGCCCCACCCGGCGAGUCCGUCAAGCAGCGCGACCUCCGCCUCCUGCAGUCCAAACGCAAGAUGAUCAAGAUGAUGAUCACCGUCGUGGCGGUCUUCACCGGCUGCUGGCUGCCGUUCAACGUGUUCAUGCUGGUCCCCCACCUGGAUCCGGAGUGGCCCCCACUACCCUACCUGUGGUUCCUGUUUCACUGGCUCGCGAUGUCCCACAGCUGCUACAACCCGAUCAUCUACUGCUACAUGAACGAAAAGUUCCGGCAGGGAUUCAGAUUGUUGGUUCGGACGGGGAAGGCGAGGCUGGGUGCGGUGGUGGGGGGAGGUGCAAGGUUGAGGGACAACCGGAAGCGAAGUGAUGUUAGCACCAGCACCGAGUUGAGUCAUCUGUACCCGAGCACGAUGAUAAGUACGAUCGGGGGGAGUCGGGAGUGGGGCGGUAAGGCGUGGGUGUGAAAAGUGACAGUUACUUGGAUGAAAACAGGUUUUUGGCGAAGAACGCGUUGUUUUGAUUUUGA
Culex pipiens pallens (northern house mosquito) is the source of this 1664-nucleotide messenger RNA. Its product is annotated as RYamide receptor-like. The record is from RefSeq and is a predicted model, not a curated record. Bases 460 to 1602 code for a protein of 380 amino acids. Gene Ontology annotation, cellular component: membrane. Lineage: Eukaryota; Metazoa; Arthropoda; Insecta; Diptera; Culicidae. The transcript has a single exon. Gene Ontology annotation, molecular function: neuropeptide Y receptor activity. Gene Ontology annotation, biological process: neuropeptide signaling pathway.